AUGGCGCCUCCAAUUAUCCUCAAAGUGACGCAACGAUCUCCCCGAAAUCCUAUCAAGAAGCUACCAGCCAACAUCGAAAUUACAGAGAGAUCGACAGUUCAAGAUGUCAAGGAUAGGCUGGGUCUACAAGCCGGUGGGAUGGACCCGGAACGAUUGGGCAUCUGCGAUCCGGAGAAGAAGAAGAUCUUGAAGGACAGGAAGGCUCUUGUCAGCCAGCACAAGGAGGUUAUGGCAGGGCGGGAGAUCCUCAUCAAGGACUUAGGUCCGCAACUCUCCUGGACGACAGUCUUCGUGAUCGAAUACCUCGGACCUAUCCUAAUACACCUCUUAUUCCUUGUCAUCCGACCUUACAUCUACAAGAAUGCGGGCCCUAUGUCAACCUCCCAGCAUCUCAGCAUGGCCAUGAUAGUUCUGCACUUCCUCAAGCGCGAAUAUGAGACCCUUUUCGUCCACAAGUUCUCCCUCGCCACGAUGCCGUUACGCAACAUCUUCAAAAACUCCGCCCAUUACUGGGUACUCUCGGGUUUAAAUAUCGCUUACUGGAUCUAUGCACCUACAUCCUACGCCGCGCGUUCAUCGCCCACAAUUGACAAACUCAACAUCGUCGGAUUAGUACUAUAUAUCUUCGGCGAAGUGGCCAACUUCUACACACACGUUGCGCUCAGCAACUUGCGUUCUCCUGGAGGAACAGAAAGGGGUAUCCCCAAGGGCUUCGGUUUCGGCCUCGUUACAUGCCCCAAUUACAUGUUCGAGCUUAUUGCGUGGUUCGGCAUUGCGCUUGUAACCAAGAGCUGGAGCACGGUGCUUUUCUGGGGUUUUGCAUAUGGACAGAUGAGGCUGUGGGCGAUCAAGAAGGAGAAAGCGCUACGAACGGAAUUCCCUGAUAAGUACCGCAAGAAGCAGUGUGGUAUCUUCCCCACUCCGGCUGUGCUUGUUAAAGCUUUGGUUACUUGCUGGAGAAAGUUAGAGUUUCAAGAGCGUCGCAUUAGCAAAAGGGUACUAUUUAUCAUGGAACCUUUGAGGCGCUCGCCCCGAAGCGUGGAUAGCAAUAACUCCACCACCCCGAUGCUGCAACCUGAGCCGCCAUCGGAGAUCAUCAAGCGACAGGUUGCAGGCCAAGGCAGGCAUCGAGCCAUGGGCCACGUGGAAACGCAUGCCCAAUAUGGCGAUGUGAUUCGAGAUAUAAUUAUUGGCUUCGCGGAUGGGCUGACCGUUCCAUUUGCACUGACUGCUGGAUUAUCCUCGCUUGGUUCCGCGAGAUUGGUGGUCAUCGGUGGACUGGCUGAGCUGUUUAGUGGUGCCAUCUCUAUGGGCCUAGGAGCUUACCUCGCUGCUGUCACUGAGAGGGAUCAUUAUCUUGCUGAGGAAGAAAGAGAGCGUGCGGAGGUUCGAGAUACUCCGGAACAUGAGAGACAGGAGAUCUUCGAUAUCUUGGGGCGGUAUGGUAUUGAUGCGGAUACAACCAGGCCAUUAGUGGAUGCACUCUUGGCCGAUGAAGAUAAUUGGGUCCAAUUCAUGAUGGACUUCGAGUUGAAGCUUGAGAAGCCCAAUAUCUCUCGAGCCUGGAUUUCAGCAGCGACCAUGGGGCUUGCUUACUUUAUUGGCGGCCUGAUUCCAAUGACGCCGUACUUCCUCAUGGAGAAUGUCACCCACGCACUCUUUAUCUCUAUCGCGGUUACGGUCGUCAUUCUAUUGAUCUUCGGUUUUGUCAAGAACUAUGUCACUAUUCAGACCAGGCGAUCGGGAUUCUAUGGCGCUAUUCAGACCCUACUUAUUGGCAUCCUCGCAGCUGGUACGAGUUAUGGGAUUGUACGGGCACUCGAUACGAAAGAUCCGUAUCCUGGCUACUUCCUGGAUGAUUUGUAUUGGGGUGGUGGGCGAAUGCCACAUUAA
Messenger RNA from Venustampulla echinocandica, 1893 nucleotides. RefSeq lists its product as uncharacterized. Gene Ontology annotation, molecular function: manganese ion transmembrane transporter activity; oxidoreductase activity, acting on the CH-CH group of donors. The transcript has 8 exons. Gene Ontology annotation, biological process: intracellular manganese ion homeostasis; very long-chain fatty acid biosynthetic process. Lineage: Eukaryota; Fungi; Ascomycota; Leotiomycetes; Helotiales; Pleuroascaceae. Bases 1 to 1893 code for a protein of 630 amino acids. The record is from RefSeq and is a predicted model, not a curated record.